Messenger RNA from Gigantopelta aegis, 651 nucleotides. RefSeq lists its product as uncharacterized. NCBI's taxonomy places the organism in Eukaryota, Metazoa, Mollusca, Gastropoda, Neomphalida, Peltospiridae. The transcript has 4 exons. Bases 140 to 523 code for a protein of 127 amino acids. The record is from RefSeq and is a predicted model, not a curated record.
GUGUACUAUCUUGUCGUGACGUUAACACGUGCACCGGUUCCCAUUGGGGCUUGUCCAGAUAAGGACGCCAUAUAAAACCUGAUACCGUUUGUUAUACUAGACAUUGGUAGUCUUCGUCUUGACAGCCAAGCACAUCAACAUGAGAAUCUUUAACCUGGUACUAGUGUUGAGUCUGUUCGGCCUUUCCCAGUGCAUACUCCCACUGCUGGCCCCAAUUAUCGGAGCGGCUGUUGGCCCCUUGCUUCAGGGUCUCAUCGGUGAUAUCGGCGCUCUGUUCUCUGGCAAGAGUGGAGACUUAGCAAUCCCAAAUUCCAAAAUCAAACUGCACUACAACAUCCACAAAUGCCGUCUGCACAUCGGAAAGAGAGCUUUCCUUAGCGGCAUAGAGCGAUGCAAGGUGACCGUUUGUGAGAACCAGAUUUCCCACUCGUGUCAAUCCUGUACGAAGCACAAGCAAGCUGAUGCCCUGAAGUGCGCCAUGAACGCCGAAGUCGCUCACCUCCAGGCACUUGCAAAGGGUUAAACGGGCUCGAAGAAGGGUUAACUGGCUCGACGAAGGGUUAACUAACUCGAUGAAUAGUUAACUAGCUCGAUGAAGGGUUAAUUGGUUUGACGAACAGAUUGUUACCAAUAAAUGUUUUUUCAAAGGUU